Messenger RNA from Darwinula stevensoni, 3441 nucleotides. NCBI's taxonomy places the organism in Eukaryota, Metazoa, Arthropoda, Ostracoda, Podocopida, Darwinulidae. The record is from the annotation of a GenBank genome assembly.
AUGUAUGCGCCGGCACCAACGAAGCUUAGACUGCUAUCGGAGCUGAAGGACAGAAUGAAGAAGUCCAUUCAAUUCCUAGUGACCCCCAAUCAAGUACUCACGACUAAUAUUCGCGGUGGAGUUGUAGCUGUGCCGAAGUCAACUUCUUACUGCAUCGUGUUCACUUUUUUCAGUCUAAUAUCCAGAGAACGUUCAGAAUUACCCCCCGAGUAUAACGUAGGUUGUGGGCCGGAGGCGGUCCAGAUUCUUGGCGGUUCUGUGGCGUUUAGAGAGCCACAACAGCCGGCGGACCACCACGUCAAGGAUAAUUUUGAUGCAACUUGCUGGUUCUGGCAAUCCCAGAGGAUCGUGGCCAGUGGUGAAAAGUGGAACAGGCUUGAAACUCAUCACAUCGUAGCUAGUUGUCCGUUGUCUGCAGGGAUAGCUCAAUUCUCCAGCCCCUCCUGCGUCGUUCCCUUCCACUUCUAUCGGGUCGAGUUACCUCGUGUUGCUGCUCUGAAGAAAGGGGCUAAUGGCAGGGGGAACCUUGAUCCUUUGGUGUCUGGGACAAGUCGGCACCUCUCCGUAUCGUAUUGUCCAGCACCGUAUGUCUUCGGCAUAACUGCAACAGAAGAAAAAGAAAACAAGUCCUCCUUGGCUCGAACAAUCAAAAGCCAGUGUAAGGACAAUGUUGGCUUCAUCCAUAUACUCCCAAGGAAGAAGCUGAUGGAAGAUGAGAAGAAUCGAUUAGCCAAGUACGAAAUAGGUAACAGAGGAACUGAAGGUGGAGCCGGAAAGACACUCAUGAUAAUUGGAGAAACAGGAACAGGGAAGAGCACUCUCAUCAAUGGAAUGGUGAAUUACUUAUACAAUGUGAAAUGGGAGGAUGAUUUUCGUUUCGAGUUAAUCGGGGACGAAGGGAAGAAGCCCAAAGGACACAGUCAGACCACGUGGAUCACGGCAUACGUUCUACACAAGCAGCCGGGAUUCGCUGUGCCCUUUACCUUGACAAUAAUCGACACUCCAGGAUUUGGCGAUACAGAAGGAAUCAAAGCGGACAAAGAACUGCAGAAUCAGAUUCGGGAAUUCUUUUCCCAUGGAGGAUAUAUAGGUGCAGAUCAGCUUGAUGGAAUAUGCUUGGCUGUCCAGGCCCACCAGAACAGGCUUACGCCCACUCAAAGAUACAUAUUUGACUCCAUUUUGGCUGUGUUUGGGAAGGACGUAGAAGAGAAUAUAUUUGUUUUCACCACAUAUGCACAUCCCUUGCAGCAGCCAUUAGUCUUAAACGCUCUAGCUCUUGCCAACAUCCCAUAUAAGGAAUCGUUUAAGAUCGACUAUGCUUCCCUGUUCGUCCGAAGCGGAGACGAUCCCAAAAAUGAGAAACUAUAUCAUAUCUAUUGGGAUAUGAGCGAGGAUAACCAAAGAAAUUUCUUUACAACCUUCCGAAACUCAAAACCUGUGAGUUUGACGUUGACAAACGAAGUUCUGGAAGAGCGAAAAAACUUGGAGGCAACCAUCCAAAGCAUUCAACAGCAAAUUACAAAAGCAUUGGGGAGAUUGGAGCAGCUUCGGCAAGUAUAUGGAGAUAUGAAGCAGCACGAAGCAGAAGCGGAAGCCAAUAAAGAUUUCGAGUACAAAGUUCAGGUCCCGAAGCAAAAAAAAAUUCCACUGAGUCGUGGUGAAUAUGCUACAAACUGUCUGGUAUGUCAAUUCACCUGUCAUUACCCUUGCAACCUCGGCAAAGACGAGGAAAAGGAUGGAUGUUCUGCUAUGAAUGAGACACGGACACAUUGCAAAGUCUGUCCAGGAAAGUGUCCACUGGCUAAACAUUGCAAGAAUGAUUACCGCUUGGAAUUAUAUCAUGCAGAGGAGGUCAGGAGCCAUGCCAAAAAGAAGGCAAAUUACGAGAAAGCACUUGGGAAGAAAUCGAAUGCCGAAGAGGAAGUGAAUAAACUCAUCAAGAAAUUCAAUGUAGAGAGAGUUAACGUUCUAAACCUGACGACGUCUGCACACGAGUGCCUGCAGAAACUGGAUAAAAUAGCUUUGAAGCCCGAUCCUUUAAGUGUCACAGACUAUAUCGAUCUCAUGAUUGCGACUGAGGAACAAAAUGUUGAACCUGGCUAUGACCAAAGGAUCAAAUAUCUUAAGGAUGCACGCGGCAAUGCGGAAUUGGCACAGAAGCUUAGGAAUGAUUUUGAUCCGUUUGAGUCACAUAUGGAAGAUUUCGAGAAACAAGGAUUGGAUAUUUCCCGCUCGGAACCUGCUACUUCGUCUAUUAGAGGACCUGUGGCUGCCCCUAGGAGAAUUUUGGCGUUGCGAGAAGGAGAAACCAAACAGUUCUCCCUUGCUCACAAAAUGAGGAACCAGUGUAAGGAAAACGACGGUUUCAUUUAUCGCCUGCCAAAGAAGAUAGUGAUGGAAGAUGCCGAGUAUGGAGUAGCUAAAUAUGAAAUUGGCGACAGGGGAAACACUGAGGGAAUCGGAAAGGUGCUUAUGGUUGUUGGAGCCUCAAGGGCAGGAAAGAAAACCCUCAUCAAUGGAAUGGUGAAUUACUUAUACAAUGUGAAGUGGGAAGAUAACUUCCGUUUCAAGUUGAUCGAGGACAAAGGAAAGAAUGCGCAAGUACGCAGUCAGACCACGUGCAUCACGACAUACGUUCUACACAGGCAAGAAGGAUUCGCUGUGCCAUUUACCUUGACAGUCAUCGACGCCCCAAGUUUUGGAGAUACAGAAGAGAUAAAAGCGGACGAAGAACUAGCAAAUCAAAUUCGGGAAUUCUUAUCCCGUGCAGGAAAUAUCGUUUUGGGACGAUUGGAGCAGCUGCAGCAAGAAUAUGCAGCUUUGAAACAGCACGAAGCAGAAGCUGAAGCCAAUAUGGAUUUCGAAUACGAAGUGGUUCUCCUAAAGCAGAAAAAAGUCCGCUUGGGUCCAGGCGAAAAUGUUACAAACUGCCUGAUAUGCCACAUCAGCUGUCAUUAUCCUUGCCACGUCCCUAAGAACAAGGAAAAGGGUGGAUGUUCUGCUAUGAAUGAGACACGGACACAUUGCAAAGUCUGUCCAGGAAAAUGUCCAGCAUCUGAACAUUGCAACAAUGAUUAUCGCUUGGAAUGGCAUCAAGAACAGGAGGUCAGGAGGUACACUGAAAUGAAGGCAAAGUACGAGAAAGUCCUUGGGAGGAAAAUGAAUUCUCAAGAGAUUGUACAGGUAUUGCUCAAGCAAUUCAAACAGGAGAAAACCCACGCCCUAAGACUGAUGAAGCGUGCGCAGGAGUGCAUGCAGAAACUCAAGAAAAUAUCUUUUCAACGCAAUCCUUUAGGACUCACUGAAUAUAUCGACGUCGUGACAGAGGCUCCUAGUGGAAAAGGUCAAACCCGCCGAUGGAUGGAAAAUCACAAAGAUGCCCGAACCAUAUCAGAAUUGGCAGAGAAGCUGGAGGGAGAUUUUUAUCCAUUUGAUCCAUAA